Messenger RNA from Eriocheir sinensis (Chinese mitten crab), 2212 nucleotides. RefSeq names its product 3-oxoacyl-[acyl-carrier-protein] synthase, mitochondrial-like. The transcript has 3 exons. Gene Ontology annotation, molecular function: 3-oxoacyl-[acyl-carrier-protein] synthase activity. Gene Ontology annotation, biological process: fatty acid biosynthetic process. Bases 95 to 1372 code for a protein of 425 amino acids. NCBI's taxonomy places the organism in Eukaryota, Metazoa, Arthropoda, Malacostraca, Decapoda, Varunidae. The record is from RefSeq and is a predicted model, not a curated record.
GCCUCAGUGCCGAAGCGACCUUAAGGUGUAAACAAAUCAAAACACCGGGGCAGACAACUUGUAAUAUUGGUCUUAUUCGCGUAAUUUCAGCAGCAUGGGGGGCGUGCGACGCGUGGUGGUGACGGGGUUGGGCCUGGUCACGCCCUUAGGGGUGGGGGCCCCCCAGACGUGGAAGAAGCUCACCGUGGGCAGGGUGGCCACCGCCGCCCUCACAGACCACAGCUUUGCUCAGGUGCCGUGCCGCGUGGGUGCCAGGGUGCCGCGGGGCGAGGGGGAGGGUCAGCUGCACCUGCCCGCCCACUUCACGCCCAGCCAGCUGCGCACCAUGACGCCCGCCACUGGCUACGCCCUGGUGGCCGCCCGCGAGGCCCUGCAGGACGCCGGGUGGCGCCCCCAGAGCGAGGAGGAGCGGGGCAGGACGGGCGUGGCGGUGGGCAUGGGCAUGGUGGACCUGGAGGACGUGCUGGCCACGGGCGCGGCGCUGCAGGACCGCUACAGCCGCGUCAGCCCGUACUUCGUGCCGCGCAUCCUCACCAACAUGGCGGCGGGCCAGAUCAGCAUGGAGCACGGGCUGGAGGGACCCAACCACAGCGUGUCCACGGCCUGCGCCACGGGGGCCCACGCCGUGGGCGACGCCUUCAGGUUCAUCCGUCACGGCGACGCGGACGUGAUGGUGUGUGGCGGAGCCGAGGCGUGCAUCAACCCCCUGGCGCUGGCCGGGUUCUGCCGCCUGCGCGCCCUGGCCACCAGCUUCAACGAGGAGCCACAGAAGGCGUCGCGGCCCUUCGACGCGCGGCGGGAGGGCUUCGUGAUGGGCGAGGGCGCGGGCGUGCUGGUUCUGGAGGAGCUGGGCCACGCCCGGGCCCGCGGCGCUACAGUGUACGCCGAGGUGCUGGGCUACGGGACCACAGGGGACGCCCACCACUACACAGCGCCGCGCGAGGACGGGAGGGGCGCCGUGCGGGCCAUGCGGGCGGCCAUGGCGGAGGCUGGCGUGUCGCCGGCAGAGGUGGGCUACAUCAACGCCCACGCUACUUCCACGCCGCUUGGGGACGCCGUGGAGGCGGCGGCCAUCCAGGAGGUGUUCGGGGACCACGCGGCCACCCUGGGCGUGUCCUCGGUGAAGGGGGCCCUGGGCCACCUGCUGGGGGCGGCGGGGGCGGUGGAGGCCGCGGUGACGGUGAUCGCCUGCCACGCCGGGUACCUUCCGCCCACCGCCAACCUGGACAGCCCGGACCCCGCCAUCGGCCUGGACCUGGUGCGGGGGCGCGGGCGCGCCUGGAUCACCGACACGCCCAAGCGGGUCGCCCUCACAAACUCCUUCGGGUUCGGUGGCACCAACGCCUGUCUGUGUGUGGAGGCCUGUGACUGAGGUGUGUGUAUGAGUGUGUGUGUGUGUGUGUGUGUGUUUCAUGAGGAUAUCUGUGUACAUUUGUAUAUAUCGUGUGCAAAGAUAUUAAGUGGUGUGUGUGGCCGCAGCCACUCCGCUACCUGUGCUUCGGUCUGCCGUUGGCUUACGGUGCUGAAGGGUUUUGUCAAGUUUUCUUCACUUCAUUUUCCUGCAUGAUUCCUCUGUUAGAAGUAGCCUAACCUUGGGGUUGUUUAUAUACUAUUGUGUGUGGUUGAUUUGUUAAAAAAUAAAGUAGACAAUUUAUGGUAUCACAGUAAUCGAGACAACCUAUGCAGCCCAAAAUUAUACAACUCAGGACAUCUAUCAAUCUACCUAUAUAGAUCGAUAGAUAGACAUAGAUGUAGAUACACUCACACAGCCCUACCCAAAAAUCGGUGCUUUGAGCUCUGUGCUCUUCCGUAGGGGAACGGCUGGCUGUCUCGAGAGAGACCCGCAGCAGACCAAGAGGUGAAUUACACACACAUAAAAUUCUCCUUAGAUCAAGUAUUAUCUCAAUAUUUAAGAGGGAAUUUUUUUAUUAUUAUUUUACUAAUCUACUAAGUUAACUUAAUUAAUAUUUUUUAUUUUCUUUUGUAAUCUUUGGGUCACUACAAUGCACACUUAUUUCAUGUAAUUUUGUGUUAACAUAAUUAUAUGUUCAUGCAUCUACAAUCAUAUGCUCAUGCAUCCACAAAAUCUAGUAUUUAGAUAAUGUCUGUCAUGGAGCUUCCGCUCGACAGACCGUUGCUUAAUCUAGGAUGUUUUUUGUUUUAAUAUAUGUAUAUAUGAUAUUUUGAGAGCAAUAAAUAUUUACUCACUUUA